Molecule: messenger RNA, 321 nt
Organism: Suricata suricatta (meerkat)
Lineage: Eukaryota; Metazoa; Chordata; Mammalia; Carnivora; Herpestidae
Product: ubiquitin-like protein 5
Exons: 1
Coding region: 65-286 (73 amino acids)
Biological process (GO): protein modification process; mRNA splicing, via spliceosome
Cellular component (GO): nucleus; cytoplasm
Molecular function (GO): protein tag activity
Source: RefSeq, a predicted model, not a curated record
GAGAGGGGGUUGUGGCAUCGGUAGAUUCCAGGCAUUUCGAGGCAAGAGGCCAGCUCCAGACAGGAUGAUCGAGAUUGUUUGCAAUGACCGUCUAGGGAAGAAGGUUCGCAUUAAGUGCAACACCAAUGACACCACUGGGGACUUUAAGAAGCUAAUCGAAGCCCAAACUGGCACCCGUUGGAACAAGAUCGUCCUGAAGACGUGGUACACAAUUUUUAAGGACCAUGUGUCUCUGGGAGACUAUGAAAUCUACGAUGGGAUGAACCUGGAGCUUUAUUACCAGUAGAGCAGACUUCCCGCUGGCCACCCUCCCCUCCCGUU